AUGAAUUGGACAGGCGGCCAGCUGCAGCGUUCUAACCGCUCAGGCCUACUGACCAAAGCCCAGAAGCAGAAUUUCGCCAGGUCUCGAUCAAAAGCGAAGGGCACGGCCUGUCCCCCGCCUUCUCCGUUUCGCAACUUCCCUGAUUCUGGACCGUGGGAGGGCUUGAGCACAGUUGAUAGAGGUGCAGAGACACACGCAGGACAUCAGGCUGCAGUAGAGCCAGUUUCACAUUCAAUUGAAGACUAUACAUCCAACACUGAAAAUGAGCUAAGUGACAUCAAACGCCAACUCCUCAAAGAGCCUGACUGGGGUGCUGUGUCUGCUACUCGUCCCCUCGAACUUGCCUUUACGACUGUUGAGGAAGUUGAGCGAUUUGGAAAGCGGCGCAGGCUGCAUGAUAAAGAUGGAAGACGGCUGGUGGCAGCCAAAAACAAUGGGUUUACUUUUUUCGAGCUCCCCAAAUAUACACGGAGAGAAAGGCACCCGUCCUCGAUCAUCGAUACGGUCGAAGACAUCCAGAUCGAAAUCAACGGACGACCGGUUGGUAUGCAUGUCAAAAACAGCUCAGGGCUGGGCAUGAGCAGUCUGUCAUCACAGUCAAUGCUUCUCGAUCAUGAGGGACCUUGUGCCUCCGAACAAGAAGAGAAGGAAAGUCUGACAGCCACCUGGAUUACCAAUCUGUUUCCCCAAUCCCAGUGA
Messenger RNA from Penicillium antarcticum, 699 nucleotides. RefSeq lists its product as uncharacterized. NCBI's taxonomy places the organism in Eukaryota, Fungi, Ascomycota, Eurotiomycetes, Eurotiales, Aspergillaceae. The record is from RefSeq and is a predicted model, not a curated record. The coding region runs from base 1 to 699 and encodes 232 amino acids. The transcript is spliced from 2 exons.